Molecule: messenger RNA, 2676 nt
Organism: Zingiber officinale
Lineage: Eukaryota; Viridiplantae; Streptophyta; Magnoliopsida; Zingiberales; Zingiberaceae
Product: SCARECROW-LIKE protein 7-like
Exons: 1
Coding region: 603-2444 (613 amino acids)
Biological process (GO): regulation of DNA-templated transcription
Cellular component (GO): nucleus
Molecular function (GO): sequence-specific DNA binding; DNA-binding transcription factor activity
Source: RefSeq, a predicted model, not a curated record
CGGCUUCUUUUUCCCUGUUGGUGCGAGACAGGAAGCGAAGUAAAUACAGAUUCCAUCAAUCAAAAUGACGAUGAGACCGGACGGUGUGUUGGACCGAAAUGGAGUUUCGUAGUUGGAGGAUGGGAGCGUAUCGGUGGUGGAGGGGACCAAUGGCGACGAGACACUCUCGAUCGCCGCUUGAACGAGCAAAGCGGGGGACAAGGAGAGCGCUGCCUGCCACCGUGGAGUAAUUUUUUUACCCUUUUUAAUUUCCCCCCAAUGCUGAUUUCACUACGCCUGGUUCACCCAUCUGGCUGAACUUACUCACCUCGGGCGGGCCUACUUCCUCGUGUCUUGGGCUUUUUUCUUCAAUCCAUCUAUCCCUUUCCUUCUCUUUCACGCAUAGCCCCCAAACCCUCCUCCCUCAAAACCUUCUUCCCCUCUUCCGCUUCCCGUCCUCCUUACGCAGUAACUCACUCACUCAGUACUCCACUGCGUCUAAACAGAGCGCCGAAUAGCCUGACACUACUGCCUCCUCCCUCUUUGAUAGCGCAGCGCAGUUUGGAGGAGGACGACGACGAUUGCGUGCGCUUUGUUGUAUUUUCUCAAAGGAGAUUGAGCAGAUGGCGUACAUGUGCGCCGACAGCGGAAAUCUAAUGGCGAUCGCGCAGCAGGUGAUUCAGCAGCAGCAGCAGCAACAACAGCAACAGCAGCGCCAACAGCAGGAGCAGCAACAGCAACAGCUGGGCGUCUCCGUCAACCCCUUCUCCACCAACCACCCGCCCUGGGCUUCGCAUCACAUCCACCACCAACACUUGUCGGAUCACUUGCCCUUCGUCGUCCCUGAAUCUGGAGCCGUGUUUGCUGAUCCAUUUGUCGCCGAACCCAUCCCUGGAUUCUCUCCUCACGGUGGCGGCCGCCAUCUCGACCAUGGCCCCUUCCGCCUCUCCGACUUCGGAUCAACCGUCGCGGCAGAGUUCGACACAGAUGAGUGGAUGGAAAGCCUCAUCGGUGAGGCCCCCGCAGAGAACUCCGUGCUGAUUAGCGACACUUGGCCUGGCGCCGCCGACGGAGCAGAAGCCCUCUUCGGGGAGGGGUUUCCCUCUUGCUCCGCUGAGAUCAGCCUCCCUUCGUCACCGGGCGACCUCAACCGCGUCUUCUUCCCUGAAAACUCCAAGAUCGCUCCCCUUCCUUCGGUCCAGCAACACCACCAGGCCGCUCGUGUCUCUACCCUGCUUUCGUCGGCGGCUGAAGCGCCGUCCUCCGAUCCCCCAGAACCAAGCAAGGUAUCUGGAACCGCCGCCGCUGCCCCCUUGCGAGAUCAGCCUCCGGAGAGCAGCGCUUCCUCGCCGCCGCUCUUGACAUGCCUACUCGAGUGCGCGCGGCUCGCCGAUUCUGACCCUGAUCUUGCUGCUAAGUCUUUGAUCCGUAUCAGAGAAUCUGCCUCCGAGUUUGGUGAUCCGACGGAACGCGUCGCGUUUUACUUUGCGGAAGCCCUCUAUGGGCGGCUCCUUGGAGCUCAUUCACAUCCUAUUCCCAUCUUCGACACUACGCCAGAGGAGUUCACUCUCUGUUACAAGGUCCUCAACGAUGCGUGCCCUUACUCCAAAUUUGCACACCUUACUGCAAAUCAGGCGAUUCUAGAAGCGACUGAGUCCGCGCCGCGGAUUCACAUCGUGGACUUCGGUAUAGUUCAGGGCGUACAGUGGGCAGCACUACUCCAGGCCCUCGCCACCCGACCCUCCGGAAAGCCAUCAAAGGUCCGUAUCUCCGGCAUACCCUCGCCGGCGCUUGGCGCAGCGCCCGCAGAGUCGCUCGUCGCUACCGGGAACCGCCUCCGUGACUUUGCGGCGCUACUUGAUCUGGAUUUCGAGUUCGAUCCCAUUCUCACCCCGAUCUCGGAGCUCGCAUCGACCACCUUCCGGGUGGACCCGGACGAGUCGCUGGCAGUCAACUUCAUGCUCCAGCUCUACCACCUGAUCGGCGAAUCGCCCGAGCCAGUCGAGCGCGUUCUCCGGGUUGCCAAAUCGCUCGCCCCCAGCGUCAUGACGCUGGGCGAGUACGAGGCGAGUCUGAAUCAAUCCGGCUUCGCGGAGCGCUUCGCCACCGCGCUGGCCUACUAUGCGGCGAUGUUCGACUCGCUCGACCCGCCGAUGGGGCGCGACUCGGCCGAGCGAGCCCGGGUGGAGCGGCUCCUCUUCGGUCGUCGGAUCCUGGGGGCCGUGGGGCCCGGCGAGGGGAAGAACCGACGGGUGCGAAUGUGGGGGAAGGAUGAAUGGACAGCCGUGAUGGAGCGGUGCGGCUUCGAGCCCGUGGCGCUGAGCAACUACGCUGUGAGCCAAGCGAAGCUUCUCCUCUGGAACUACAACUACAGCUCCAAGUACACCCUAUUGGAUUGCAACCCGCCCUUCCUUUCCCUGGUGUGGGGUGACCGUCCUCUCCUCACGGUUUCCUCAUGGCGUUAGGUGAUGAAAUUAAUUGCUUCCACCUUGAUAAUUAAAUGAUAAUUAGGAUUUUUUUUCCUUUUUCGAUGAAUGUGUUAUUGCUUGUUGGUUUGUUUGCCAUAUAAGAGCAGGCUGGGAAUAGCACAGAUCUUGGUAGUCAUUUUGGUUGUGGUUUUGGUUAGUGCUUAAUGUGAAAUGUAGUAGUAGUAGAAGUAGUAGUGCUAAGUAUAAAAGAUAAAGUUAGAAAUUGUCA